UCUUGCUCAGUAUUUUCUACAAGAUUUUUAGUUGGCCUUUCGUGUGUUCCUCUUUCGUUAGUUAGAACGCUGAAGUAAUAUGAAGUCAGAUUAAGUUAAUCUCCGUGAGCUCUCGCAGAUCUGAUUCGCUUUUGCAUUAGUCUGUUAGGUGGAUCAAACUCAGCGCCCAGCUUUUUUUGAGCGGAAGGUCCUAUGAAAUUUCUCCUCUCGCCUUCCAAGUCUAAAAUCUCUGUUCCGAUCUGCCCUGCCAUGGCCGCGGCUGCCGGCGAUUCAUCACACAUAUGACUUCCCCGAUCCGCCAUGGCCAACUACUUGGCUCAGUUCCAGACCAUUAAGAGCUCCUGCGAUCGCUUAAUCAUCGCCGUGGAAGAUGUAAGUGACCUGUGGCCAAGUGUUAAGGAGGGAUUUGAAGAACGCUUGCCUCUAAAGAAGGCUCUUCUUAGCAACAAAACUCGAAACACUGUCAAUGUUGAGAAUUUAUCUGCAGAGUUUAUAUUAACAACUGAUUCAAGGCUACGCAGUCGCUUUUCACAAGAACUGUCUGUCUUCUGGUUCCGGGAACCAUAUGCAACUGUUGUUCUUGUUACUUGUGAGGAUCUUGAUGAGUUCAAGACAAUUCUAAAGCCUCGACUAAAAUUAAUUGUUCAAAAUGAUGAGCGAGAGUGGUUUAUUGUAUUUGUGUCAAAAGCUCACCCCAACAAUGAUCAAGCAACUAAGAUGGCUAAAAAGAUAUAUGCUAGACUUCAGGUUGAUUUUAAUUCAAAAAAGAGGGAGAGGUGUUGUAAAUUGGACUUGCAAGGACCUGAUGCAAACUUUUGGGAAGAUUUGGAUUCUAAAAUAGUUGAAUCUAUUAGGAAUUCAUUAGAUCGACGCAUUCAAUUUUAUGAGGAGGAAAUUCGCAAGCUCACUGAACAGCGUUUUAUGCCAGUCUGGAGCUUCUGUAACUUCUUUAUUUUAAAGGAAAGCCUAGCGUUCAUGUUUGAGAUGGCUCAUCUUUUUGAAGAUGCCUUGCGUGAAUAUGAUGAACUAGAACUUUGCUAUUUAGAAACAGGGAAAUUUGAACUUGACAUGAAAACUACAUAUAUGGACAUUGUGGAAAUUUUCAGAGGUAUUUUGAAGGAUAGUUCCACUUUUAUCAGAUUUAGUGUAUUAGAAGAUGGAUUAGUUGUUUACUUUGAUAAGAUUAAAGUGAUGAAUGGUUGUGUUAGGAAAAACUUGGAAUUCCCCCAACUAUUAUUCAAAUUAUUUCGUGCUGUUGAGGUUGCUUCAAGGGGCUAUUCAUUUAUAAUUAACUUCUCAAAGACUCUAGCCUUGUAUGAAAAUUUCCUACCAUUUUGCUUCCGAGAAGUAUGGGUGAUAACUGCUUGUUUAGCCAUGAUCAAAUCAACUGCUUCUCAUUUUGAUGGCUCACAUGCAACAGCAGAUGGGAAGGAGUUUUUUCGUCUUCAGGGUGACCUUUACUCGCUCAGCCGGGUGAAGGCAGUAAGAGCUGAAGUAAUGCAGAAUUUAUCCUUUGAAAGAUGGUAUUUUGAUGUAGAACGGGUAUUGGAGGAGUCUGAAGUAGGUAUUGGAGGAGUAUUGAGCCUAGAAGGGCAUCUCAUGGUAAACCAAACUUGCCCAGUUUUGAUCGAGAAUGGUUUACACCGCAAACAAGCUAGCUUGAUCGUAGUCGACCAUUAUUCCCGCCACCCGCUGGCCACCACCACCACCGUCGUCCGUUGCUACCCAGCGCCGGUCAUCGACCCCACCGCCGCUAGCCGUCGUCACCAAUUGACACCUGCUGCUGCCGGCCACCACCACUGCCGUAGACCACCACCACCAACCAUCAUCACUGCCGGCCGCUGCAGCCUCCAUCAGUUCUCGGUUGCCGUCGUCGCCGCCGCUGCCACCGCCGCCACCUACGCCACCACCUACUGUUUGCAGCUAUUAUUCAAAUUAUUUCGUGCUGUUGAGGUUGCUUCAAGGGGCUAUUCAUUUAUAAUUAACUUCUCAAAGACUCUAGCCUUGUAUGAAAAUUUCCUACCAUUUUGCUUCCGAGAAGUAUGGGUGAUAACUGCUUGUUUAGCCAUCAUCAAUUCAACUGCUUCUCAUUUUGAUGGCUCACAUGCAACAGCAGAUGGGAAGGAGUUUUUUCGUCUUCAGGGUGACCUUUACUCGCUCAGCCGGGUGAAGUUUAUGAGGCUUGCAUAUUUGAUUGGUUAUGGAGUGGAAAUGGAAAGGAGUCCAGUAAACAGUGCAUCUUUAAGCAUGCUACCCUGGCCCAAGCCAGCAGUGUGGCCACUUGUCCCACCUGAGGCCUCAGCUGAUGUACUUGAAAAGGAGAAGAUGGUUCAUCAAUCAAGUUCCAGAGUGAAGCACUUCAACAUUGAGAGAAAACCAUUACCUCUGGAACCUUCUUUACUGCUAAGGGAGGCUAAUAGAAGGAGAGCUUCUCUUUCUGUGGGUAAUGCGUCCGAGUUAUUUGAUGGUCGCUGGGGUGAUGGUUCAGGUUUGGAUGGACAUUUACAAUUCUCCCCAGCCGGUAAAGUUCAUGCAAACCUUAUGUCACGAACCCUAUCUGGUCCUGCAAACUCUGAGAACUCAUCUUUAUCAUUUGACCGGCCUAUGAGACUUUGGGAAAUCCAUGUUGCAGCUGAACAUGCAUUGAAGCGUACAAUUUCUGAUCCCGAUUUAUUGAAGUCAAUAUCAUCAUUACCUGAUUUUGAGAAGAAGUACAUGGAGCUAACGAAAGGUGCUGCUGACAAUUACCACCAAUCAUGGUGGAAAAGGCAUGGAGUAGUCCUUGAUGGAGAGAUUGGUGCGCUUUGCUUGAAGCAUGGAAAUUAUGAUCUUGCUGCAAAGUCAUAUGAAAAGGUCUGUGCUCUUUAUGCUGGUGAAGGAUGGCAAGACUUGUUGGCUGAGGUUCUUCCUAAUUUAGCAGAAUGCCAGAAAAUUCUUAAUGAUCAGGCAGGCUACCUCUCAUCAUGUGUUAGGCUAUUAUCACUGGAUAAUGGUUUAUUUUCAACUAAGGAGAGGCAAGUUUUUCAGUCAGAGGUUGUUCGGCUGGCUCAUGGUGAGAUGAAGCAUCCAGUGCCUCUAGAUGUUUCAUCGUUAAUCACAUUUUCUGGAAAUCCAGGUCCUCCACUUGAGCUAUGUGAUGGUGACCCUGGUACAUUGGCAGUAACAGUCUGGAGUGGGUUUCCUGAUGAUAUUGCUCUUGAGUCUCUUAGCUUGACAUUAAUGUCUACAUUUAGUACUGAUGAAGGGGUGAAGGAUAUAAAAAGUUCAGAUGCACCUGUACUAAAACGUGGCCAUAAUCUUAUUAUGCUUGAAUUACCACCCCAAAAGCCAGGAUCCUAUGUAUUAGGUGUUCUUACUGGGCAGAUUGGCCAAUUGAGAUUCAGAUCACAUAGCUUUUCUAAAGGUGGCCCCCCUGAUAGUGAUGAUUUCAUGAGCUAUGAAAAGCCGACCAGGCCUGUAUUGAAGGUGCACAAGCCAAGGCCUUUAGUUGAUAUUACUGCGGCCGCAUCAUCUACUUUGUUAAUAAAUGAAGUUCAAUGGGUUGGACUAGUUGUAAGUCCAAUGAACUACUCCCUUAAAGGUGCUAUCUUACAUAUAGAUACUGGUCCUGGAUUGAUUAUUGAAGAAUCUCAUAUGAUUGAGAUGGAGCAUUACAGAAAAGCUACAGAUCAUAUGGUUAAUUGCAGUGGCUUAAAUAUUGUCAAAGAAGACGCUUGUUUAAGUGAAGUAUGUGAGAAGCUGCUGCUUGAAAAUGGCCAACUAGCUUUUCCAGACUGGGCUGGUGAUUUGGCUACUGUCUUGUGGCUCCCUGUCCGUGCCAUUGACAACAUGCUAGCUCGGGGAACAUCCUCUGUAAAUCCUUCCCGGCACAGUGUUGUAGAUGGAAUGCGGAUGAUUGCUUUGAAGUUACAAUUCGGAGUUUUUCACAACCAAAUAUUUGAAAGGACGAUUGCUGUGCAUUUUUCUGAGCCAUUCCAUGUUAGCACACAUGUUGUGGACAAAUGCAACGAUGGUACUUUACUUUUGCAGGUACUUAUAUAUUCCCAAGUGAAGGCUUCUAUGAAACUAUGUGAUGCAUGGUUAGACCUUCAACCAGGGUUUGUUCAUGUGGGGAAAAGUGAUGGAAGACCAACUUCAAGUUUCUUCCCUUUUGUAGUCUCUCCAUCCUCUAGAGCGGCUAUCUUAUUUGUCAUAUGCGUUGGAAAUAUUUCUAGAACAGGUAUGCUUCUUUUUCCUUCAAAGUAAUCCAAUUUCUCUUGC
Molecule: messenger RNA, 4260 nt
Organism: Dendrobium catenatum
Lineage: Eukaryota; Viridiplantae; Streptophyta; Magnoliopsida; Asparagales; Orchidaceae
Product: trafficking protein particle complex II-specific subunit 130 homolog
Exons: 24
Coding region: 301-4245 (1314 amino acids)
Biological process (GO): intra-Golgi vesicle-mediated transport; early endosome to Golgi transport
Cellular component (GO): TRAPPII protein complex
Source: RefSeq, a predicted model, not a curated record